Messenger RNA from Cuscuta europaea, 923 nucleotides. The record is from the annotation of a GenBank genome assembly. Lineage: Eukaryota; Viridiplantae; Streptophyta; Magnoliopsida; Solanales; Convolvulaceae.
UGAAAACCCACAAUUUGAGACCCACCGGUUCUAGUCCUUCGAUUUAUGGUCCAUCUGGCCAUAAUUUAGCCACUGAAUCAAAUGCAACACACAGUGGCAGUAGAAGGCAUUUUAAACGUGGGCAUUUUAGUGGUCAUAAUAACAAGUCUUACAGAGGAUAUAAACGGGUCGAAAGACCGAAUUACAAGGGCAAGGGCAAACAAAAAGCUCAUCAAAUAAAUCGCCCUACAAAAACCUCAGUAAAAACGACUUGUUAUAAAUGUGGCAUGACAGGGCACUGGGCUAAUAAAUGUCGCACGGCUAAACAUCUGGUGGAGUUAUUUCAAGCUUCCAUGAAUCUGAACAAAGACAAAAAUGUGGAAACUAAUUAUGUUAAUGACACAACUCCACCUCUGACAAAAUUUGAUGUGUCCGACUUCUUCGUGAAUGAUGCCAUUAUGGACGAUGCUUUUGCAAUAAAUCAAAAUGUCACAAAAUAAAAUAUUAGACUCUAAUCCUUAUAUUGUAACAUAUUAGUUUUAUGUACUUUUUCUUUCUUCCCCUUUUUCUUUUGUUUUUAAAUAAAUAUGUGUAAUAUAUAUACUUUGUGUUAAAUUAUAUGUACAAUUUGUGAUCAAGCUUAUGUUUAUUUGCACAUAUUGAAGAUAUGGAUCACUCAAAUGAUAAAGAGCUAUGUCUGAUAGACAGCGCCACAGCGCACACCAUUUUGAGAAAUAAAAUAUAUUUUUCUCAAAUGACUUUAGUUGAAGCUAAAGUCAAUACCAUAUCAGGUGUUGCAAAGCUCAUUGAAGGCUCUGGGAAAGCAUAUGUGAUGCUCCCUAACGGGACACAAAUAAUUAUAAAUGACGCUCUAUACUCCAGCAAAUCGCGGAGGAAUUUAUUGAGUUUUAAAGAUAUGCGUCAAAAUGGUUAUCACAUAGAAA